Messenger RNA from Gasterosteus aculeatus aculeatus (three-spined stickleback), 2574 nucleotides. Lineage: Eukaryota; Metazoa; Chordata; Actinopteri; Perciformes; Gasterosteidae. The record is from RefSeq and is a predicted model, not a curated record.
CUACCUGCGCUCACUACCCGUCGCGGCUCCUCCGGUGUGCAGUCGUGCGCUUCCUCUUCCGUCCUGAAGCCGUUUACACCGUGAACCGGACCCGGUACCGACACGCCGAGGAGAGACCUGCUCACCUGUCGCUGCCAUGACGUCGUGCCGGUGACGUCCGCAGCGCGCGAGACGCGAGGGGAGAAAACGGAAUAAAUAACAUCAGCAAUAGCAACAAAUAGGACACUUCACACCAUUAUGGAUCUGUUGCCCUCAGGACGGAAGUUCAGCCCGAGACAGGACCAGGACUCGGACCCCGCCAUGCAGUUCCUGCCGGCUUCAGACCCGCAGCGGCUGCAGAAGAAGCCGGGCCGACGGAGGAAGACGUGGAUCGGAGUCGGCUUGCUGCUCGCUGCGACCAGCGUGGCUCUGCUGACCGGACUGCUGGUGUGGCACUUCCACCUACGCAGUGACAUCCGGGUGAAGAAGCUCUACAUCGGCUCCAUGGAGAUCCAGAACCAUGUCUACGUGGAGGACUACGAGGAUCCCGAGAGCUCGGGCUUCUCUCACCUGGCCUCUCUGGUGGGUCAACAGCUGAAACUGAUCUACUCCAAAAACUCCGUGCUGGCGAAACACUUCAAAGGCUCCUCGGUGCAGGCCUUCAGCGAAGGGGGCGGGGUCGGGGGGGGCGUGGUUGCGUACUACCAGUCGGAGUUCGACGUGCACGUCCUCCAGCAGGCGUCCCUGGACGCCGCCGUGGAGUCCCUGGAGGUCGGAGGUCAGCAGAGGCGAGGGCGACUGCUGCUGAGGCCCAGCGAUGCGCUCGAGGUCAACAACGUGGUGUCGAGAGCCAUCGACCCACGCAUGACCAGGAAGUCUCUGUCGGUGAGGAAGCCCUUCAACGUGCACGUGGGCGGGGGGGGGGAGGUCCAGUCUCCAGGCUUCCCAGACUCCUCGUACCCCCCCAACGUGUACCUGCAGUGGCGGCUGAGGGCGAAGCCUGGCCACCGGGUCCGCCUGGACUUCCACACCCUCAUCCUGGAGGACGACUGCCAGAAGGACUUUGUCCAGAUCUACGACUCGCUGGCCCCGUUGAGGGAGCGGGUCCUGACAGAGCAGUGUGGGUACCCUCACGAGUCUCUCUCCUUCAUCUCCUCUGGAAACGUGCUGCUGCUCCUCUUCAUCACCAGCGAGCAGCAGAACUUCCCCGGCUUCAGGGCCAACUUCUCCCAGAUCCCAGCGGGGGGGCUCGAGUGUGGAGGGACGCUGAGGGAGCACCAAGGAUCCUUCUCGUCACCUUUCUUCCCCUCCAACUAUCCUCCAAAGACCGAAUGUGUGUGGAACAUCCAGGCCCCAAAAGAAAUGUUUCUGAAGCUUCAUUUCAAGAAGUUUUUCUUGGGUAACUCCAGUAGCCAAUGCAGCAAUGACUAUGUAGAGGUCAACGGUCAAAGAUUGUGUGGCAGAAAACCCGAAAGCACCGUGGUCACCAGCCGAAGCAACAAAAUGAGCAUCAUGUUCACCUCAGACUCGUCCUACGUGGACCAGGGCUUCACUGCUGAGUACGAAGCCUUCGUCCCGACCAACCCUUGUCCCGGGAGGUUUCAGUGCUCCAACAACCUCUGCAUUAACCAGACGCUGCAGUGCGACGGCUGGAACGACUGCGGAGACGACAGCGACGAGGACGACUGCAAGUGCAAGGCGUCUCAGAUGAAGUGUAGAAAUGGCCGCUGCAAACCCAAGUUCUGGGAGUGUGACGGGUUCGAUGACUGUGGAGACGGCAGCGACGAGGAAAACUGUGGGAAAUGCAAAGCAGGAGAGUUUCUCUGCAGAAACGGCCGCUGCGUCCCACAAAAGUCAAAGUGCAACGGGAAAGACGACUGCUCAGACGGGUCGGACGAGUCCAGAUGUGAGAAGUCCCUGGUGUUGCAGCAGUGCUCUGAGUUCACCUUCCGCUGCAGGAACGGACGCUGCAUCAGCAAACUGAACCCUGAGUGUGACGGGGAGCUGGACUGUGAGGACGGGUCCGAUGAGAAGGACUGCACGUGCGGGAUGAGGCCGUACCAGAGCUCCCGCAUCGUGGGGGGGGAGGCGUCCCGGGAGGGCGAGUGGCCGUGGCAGGUCAGCCUCCACGUGGCCGGCACGGGUCACGUGUGUGGCGGGUCGGUGCUUAGCAACCGUUGGCUGCUGACCGCCGCUCACUGCGUCCAGGACAACGGGCCGAACAAGUACUCCCAGGCCGACCAAUGGGAGGCCCUGCUGGGUCUGCACAUGCAGAGUCAGACCAACGAGUGGACGGUGAGGAGGAAGGUGAGGCGGAUCAUCGCCCACCCGGACUACAACUCCUUCACCUACGACAACGACUUGGCCGUGAUGGAGCUGGACGCCAGCGUCACCCUCAACCAGAACAUCUGGCCCAUCUGUCUGCCCUCCGCCACCUACGACUUCCCAGCAGGCCAAGAAGCAUGGAUCACGGGCUGGGGGGCCACGAGGGAGGGAGGCCUGGCUGCCAGCGUCCUGCAGAAGGCGGAGGUUAGAAUCAUCAACAGCACAGUGUGCAAGAGUCUGAUGGACGACCCAGAGUAACUGACACAGGAA